CAAUAAAUAAGGCCAAGUGCCUACUCAGGUUGGGUUUCGAAUGGAAUUAUUAUUCUUAUUCCAAGUUUGUCAUCUUCCUUCGGUUGCAUUUGUCACAUCUUUUUUCUUUAUAUUUCCUUCUCUCCCUUUUGCAUUCGAUAGUGGAAAGGGGAAUAGGGAAAGGAGAAGGAUAGAUAUGUAACCCGAUAGUUAACUCGGAUCUCUUUUCAAUAGCUUAUUUUCGAUCUGUUUAAAUCCGAGGAAACCCCAGCACUUUACACAUUAUACACAACAAUACAUAUUGAAGCAAACCCUCAGAAUCUAGGGAAAUUAGAAAUUGGUAAGUUCAGAAGGUUAGCAGCUACCCAUCUAACCAACUUAGUGGUAUAUGCUAUUAAGAAUUACAAAUCCAUCUUCAAAACCUUAUAUAUCUGUCGGAUUGCACCAUACCACACAACCAGUGCUUCCCCAGUUCUCCUAAUGCAUGGCCUACUAGCCUCAAGCGCCCCACUUAAACUAACUGACGGACGGAUCAGAUAAGAAAAUUGGCCGUCUGAUACGAUAAACUCUAGCCCCACUAAAAGCUGCAUCCUUUUCCCCAAUUCGGCAAUUUGUUGAUUUGACGGUUCGGCGGCACCGGCACCAGCACCGGCACUGGUAAACGAGGGAGAACGAGCGAGAGAGAGGAUGGCGGCGGCGGGAAUCCUGUCAAUUUUCGGGGGCGCCCGCAGAGUGCUGACUGGCAGUGCCAGAGCCUCUGAGCUCUUCCCACAGACGCAGCCCGAUGUCGAUGGUGAGGAGUGCAAGCAUGAUUGCGACAGCUGCACUAUAAAGUACCCGCGCGGGUUCAAGGUUGAAGAUACUCAUCCUCUGUAUGGCAACAUCAAGCCUUGGAGCACUCAUGUGCUAGUUGCGACUAGCAAGACAGAUUGGUGCAGAGAUGUUGAAAACGAAAAGGGAAGCGUGAUGGAGGCCUUUGGCCACGCAAGUAAGCCAAGUAAUGGUCGCCUCAUGCUUUCAGCCUCCAACAUGCCCACGCCUUCCCACCAUGCAGACUAUUCCCAACCGACCACGCUUCUCCUCUUGCCCGCUUUCUCCAUAAUCGAGAAUGUGACGCCACCUGCCGUGCCUUCCCUCAUCAGCGAGUAUAUUUCGCACGCGCCCACGACUUCGGAUCCCAUUGCACCCGUCCCAUUACCCAAAGCCAUCUCCUCCUCCAAGUCCACCGUCGGUGACAUGCGUGUACGGCCCUGCCCCCACCGCGUUGUCGUGCUGCUGUGCUCUCACAAAACGCGCGAUGCUCGCUGUGGCCAGAGUGCCCCGCUCAUCCGCAAGGAGCUCGAGAGGCAUCUACGGUUAUUAGGCCUAGAUCGGGACCUCGACGACCAGCGGCCUGGAGGGGUGGGGAUUUACUUCACAAAUCACGUCGGAGGUCACAAGUACUCGGCUAACAUGAUGGUGUACCGUCGGCCCAAUGCCUUCGGCAUCGACGACAUCAAGCGUGCGGAACUACCACCGGGACAGGAACCAGAAUUAACAAAACCUAUUGUGGAUGUGGAAGAUGGCGAGGAGACGGUAGGAGACGUGGGUGCGGCACAAUGCAUCUGGUUGGCAAGGGUACGGCCAGAAGACUGCGAGAAUAUCGUGAGGUAUACGAUUCUCCAGGGCAAGGUCGUCAAGGGGGAUACACAGCUUAGGGGCGGGUUUGAUCGUGCGACGGGGAUGAUGAGCUGGUAGAGCUAGCACGUGCAUAAGUAGUGUGGAAAAGUGUUUAAAAUGCGGUUGAGAUGUGCGUGCUUGAUCUAGAGAUUUGGCAUAGGGAAUGAGUCAAAAGGGAGAAGAGGUUGUGUAUACCGAUCGUGAUCACGGCCAUCAUAGAGAUUAGACGAGACUAGGCUGAUUGUAGUAGAAUUGCCAUGCCUUUUCAUAAAGUUGCGGUUCAAAUGUCCAUGUCUUCAUUAAAGCUUAAUUAUCGGUAUCUCCAUAGGAUGGAUCCUCAAAUGCGUCAUGUAAUGGAUUCCGUGACCGAUAUAAAGUACGGUAACGUGGUCCUGGUACAAUUAAGAGGAUGGGGUCAUGAGUGUUAGCAAGACAUUGUCCGUCGGGAUAAUUAUUAUAUGCCGCUCAUUCAUUAAAUGAUUAGGUGCCUACAUAGUGCAUAGUUAGGUAG
Hypoxylon fragiforme is the source of this 2149-nucleotide messenger RNA. RefSeq names its product actin patches distal protein. The transcript is spliced from 2 exons. The record is from RefSeq and is a predicted model, not a curated record. NCBI's taxonomy places the organism in Eukaryota, Fungi, Ascomycota, Sordariomycetes, Xylariales, Hypoxylaceae. Bases 667 to 1716 code for a protein of 349 amino acids.